GAAAAACAUACAGGUGUGUUGCGCUACAACAGCAGGGUGUAAUUUUUUCUCUAGCAAAUUCAUUACACCUGGAACGGAACUUUAAUUGGUUCGCGAAAAAAAGUCUAUUCGUUAGUUCUGUAAACUCAUUCGGUUAGUGAAAUUUCGUACGGAAAAUUGUAUUCGUUUAAAAAUGCAGUCCGUGCUGGACAUGGAAACCUAGUAUAUUUCAUCCCCAACACUAUCGAUUGGUUGGUUAUCGGAGAGGAAUUUUGUGUGUGCAAAACUUGAAACGUCAUUCUUUAGAAGGUUGGAAUAAAUUCUGUUCUUUGGUUUACAGUGAUUCAUUGACACAAGUUGAAGUCUGAUUAGGAGAAAGCAAUUCAUUCAAGGUCAUUUAAAAAUGUCUAGUCAAAUUCCUCCGUUGUUUUGUCAUACUCCUCCCCCAAUGGAUUUCGACGACGAUGAAGAAGACGUCCCAGAACAGGAAGAAGAUGAUUUCGAUGAUUUUGCAGUGGCACCAACUGCUAAUGUGAAUACAGAUCUUCCUACGCCUAUUCCCUCACCAUUUCCUGGAUUUGCCACACCAUCCAAUUCACCCGUUAAAAAGCAACUAACCCAUAACCAACCAGAGAUAUUGCCAGCAAACGCGGAGUCUGUGACAGGAAAGGCUUCGGAUGAUUCAGAUUUUGAACCGCCUAGAAUCGAAAGUCCACCGUCGCUUAUUCUAUCUCAUAACAUCUACUCGGAGAAUGACCUACCCAGUGAGGAUGAUUUACCGGAUUAUGCGUUUAAUCAAGAAGCUCAGAAAAACGUUUCAAAUGGCGCUUCAGAAGCCGACGAUAAUUUAAGCAUUCCCUCCCUUCAACUUGAUACUGAGGUAUCUAAAUCUGUGACCCCCAUUCAUUUGUCAGAAAAUGAUGCAAGUGAGCAUAAUUUGUCGCCCAGGGAGCCAACGAUGGAAGAUCUAGCUAGAGAUGUAAUACAAGAAGCCGUUGUAACACCAGUUAUCGCGGAAGACCUGUGUUACAGGUUCGAUGAUAAUACCGAAAAUGAUUUCACGGAUUUCACAACCGCGUCUAAUGAACGUUCUGUAGUUUUGGAAGUACCAACAGCGAACGAUGUGUCUUUUGACGACGACUUUGCUCAGCUCGAAUCAACACCUUCAGCAGACAGUAAUUUUGUGUCACAGAGCAAAACCGAUUUCGCAACAUUCGAUGCAGAUUUCAGCAAAUUUGAUUCGUUCCCAGCGUCCUUUCCGGCGACUUUUGACGAAAUUGGUGGUACUUCAAAAGAUCUUUCCACAAAACAACCAAUGAGCUCGGAUGAAAAAACUUCUCCCGAUGCGCACAAGGAAAACGAUCUCUCGCUAGACGAUUUCGAUGAUUUUCAAGAUUUUGCCAAAUUUGCCACGGAUAGCAAUUCUGCAAAGACCAGUAAAGAUGAUACUGAAACCCACAAACCAUGCGCUGAUCUUGGUGAAAGUGACGAUGAUUUCGGUGAAUUUAGUGAUUUUAAACAGUCGGAUGUAAUACCUAAACCGGCGGCAUCCAUUCCGACUUCCCGACCUACUCAAAUUACCCUGGAAGAUAUCCUAAUUGUUAUAACUGGUUUGUUCCCAUCCUGGUCGGAAGAAACCCAAACCGACACUGGUCAAUUAACGGAUAAUUAUCUACAGAAUAAUCUUUACAACGAGCUAAAAGAUAUCGACACUACCAAAGCACUGGCUUUCCAGUAUAAUAAUUCGGACAGUAGUAAAACAUUGGUUCGUGCACUUGGAAUCGAUUCGAGGAAUAUACUGUUCGGUCCUAAAUGGAACAGCUCCAUGCCACGGUUUGCAGCAAAUUUAGGCUUUAGUCCAUUGGAACCCUUGAAGCCGGCAUCGACGACAACAAUUCCGAGAAGUACUAGUAGUAGCAAUACUGCAACCAUUUCUACUGUGGAAACAAAAUCGGAAACGGGUAUUAAAUAUCCGACUUUCGGUUCGGAUCAAUUGCCCCAGUCUGUUGGUGUCACCACCGGAAAUGUUCCAGCGGUGCAGUUUGACUGGAAUAGUUCCGGGUUGGUUAAUCCACUCGAUGCAUCACACGCACACACAUUAUUAUUGGACCUAGAACAGCUAGAGGUGAUGGCUAAUCUAAAAGAUAAAAUAAAUAUUGAUUCCUCCUCCUCCUCAUGUAACGCUAAUACUGUGCAAACGUUACCAUCAUCGUCGACAACGCCAACAAUUACAACAACAACAACAACAACAACCAAUCAAUCGACAAUGGUUAACAAUAUUAACACCACCAACAACACACGUAACGCUACUAAUUCAAAUCCCGACGGCGGUGGAUCACUGUUGGAUGAUAUGAACUUAUUUUGCACCAACCCGCCAACACCGCUGAAACCAACAAAUGCCUUUCCUGUUGCCGCUUGUUGUCCUGCGUGUUUCUCUACCGCCGUUAUUUGUACAUCAUCAUCACAACUAACAACUACUACUACAUCCACCACAACCAUCACCUCGAUGCACGGGGACUGUGACCACGCCACGCUGGUUACUCCCACCUGCUUCGAAUCCACUAACAACCUUCAAUCGUUCGAUGAUUAUUUGGAUCUUAGUGUACAAGAAAUCCUCCAAGAAAGCACCGGCACAUACCAGCCCAACAAGGAUGAGUCAACGAGCGAAGUUUUGGAUCAGAAAAUCUCAAAAAACUCAAGCGCGUCUACUGCAAAUGAAGUAGCUCCUGAAAUAUCCACUGCGAGUACAAUCGCAACUGCAGUCCUCCCAUCGGACUACAACGAGUAUGUCAGUAGCAAUCAACUAGAGUCAAUUCCUGCGACCAUCGUACACGCUUCGGUAACAUCAUCACCCUUCGUUUCAUCACCCGUGCAAGCAUCUACGUCAUCUUUGUGUUCGUCUCCCCUGGCGACAGCUGCUAAUGUUGUGAGGACGAUUAAAUUACCAGAAACGCAUAUAUUCACACCUAACAAAUGCGUCAGUCCGGUGUCACGAGACUCAACUGACCGUGCAACUGAUACGUACUGUGAGCCCCCAGGCGAUACGCAGUUUGAAACCAUUCCUAGUAAAGGUAUAGUGGUUCGAGAAUAUCACGAUGUGGAAUACAGCUUAGACAAAAAUUCCAGAAAAAAGUAUGAAGAAACUGAGCCUCCAGCACGAAAUGAUGAACUUGACGAUUUCCACGAGUUCCAAAGUGUUGGGAGUGUAGUUGUAGCGAACAACAUUAAAUUCGAACAAACAGGUGAUCAACGUGUUCCGGAAUCUAGAAGAACCCACCUGGAUGUUGGAAGUGAGUUCAAUUUCGUAGACCGAAAAGAAUUGACGAAUAACUACUCUAAGCCCGUUUUUGGCACAUCACCGACCGAAGAACUAGACCGAAUGGAUGACGAAUUUAGUGACUUCCAAGCCGCCGUACCGGUAACUGAAGGUGGAAGAACAGUUGUAAAUAAACCAAUUGCAAACGUGGCGAAUGAACAACCACGAUCGAACACUAGUUCUCCCAUACUUCUGAGCCCUUCGAUACUGUUGCCACAGCAGGCGAAACGAAACGAACCAGUUGAAGUCAAUCGUGGUGCGCAAAUAAAUUGGCCAGAGCCGGGCAUCAAUUCAGAAGAACUGGUAAGAUUGGAAGCAGCUUUUUCGGCCCCGAAAGUAGUUGUUCCAGCCAAUUCGUCAAGCAGUUGUUCUCCAAAACACGCCCAAAAUGCUGUAACCACCAAUGCGGUAGAUGAUGAAGAAUGGACCGAUUUUGUUUACUCUAAGCCAGCUACAAAUGAAAAAUCGUCUUUAAAAGACACAAAACCAGCCAACUCCACUCUCAACAAUUCCAAUAAUCAACAAGAGGAAUGGACCGAUUUCAUCUAUAGCACUCCAUCAACGCAAAAUUUGUCUUCUAGUCAAAACAAUUUUAACUAUCUGAAUUCUUUUGGCACCAGCAAAAUGACUGGUCCAAAAUUUAACGCUUGGAAUCAACCGCAACUUCCUCCACCACAAUUCACCUCAUGGAAUAGCAACAACUACUACUAUAAUGUGCACAGUAACAGUGCCAGCUUCGCCAAAUCCACUGUUCCAACUCAAAAAGUGCCAACUUUCCCUGCACAUACCCAGGCUCAGCAUAUAUCUGUCGCAAAUAACAAUCAUCAACAAGCACCGAUUGGAACUAACAUAUCCAGCCAGCUUCAGCGAUCUGGAACCUCAUCUGUAACUGGUAUACAACGACUACCAGAGUUGUCAUUCAUCACACCAAAUACACCAGCUGGUGGAAAUGCAUCAGGAGUGAAAACCCUCACACAUUCCUUCCUCAGUAACGUUAUUUCUAGUAAUAACUUUACCAAAAAAUGAUUGUUGUUGUACGGCGGUGGCAGUGGUGAGCAUACAGGCGGCGGUGUCAAGCGAGUUCCGCGGGUUUGCUUGCAUAGAUCACUAGACGGCACAGUUUUAAAACGGCAGCAAAUUUCAGUCGCCUCCGAAACUUCGGUCGGUGUCACCGUAGGGGACGUCAUCAUGUAAUAAAUCAAAGCACGCUUUCUCCCAGAACAUCACUCCACAUUUCCCAACUGAGCGGAAAUAAGGUGUAAUAAAAUUAAAAACUUUAGGACAAAAUUUCCUAGUGAAUUGUAAUCGUAUUUGUUUGUUGCGCUAAAUUUUAUUUAGCAAUUUUAUCAUUUCACCGAGCUUGUAAAAUUAAUUCGUUAUUCCGUUAGAAUAUUUUUUUUUCAUACCACCAAAAAGACAUUGUAGGCAUAUAUGAGUAGGCGUCGACGAAGGAACGUAUGAAGCAAAUUGUUUUAUGUUGUACUUAACACAUAACGCAUAGACUAAGAACAAACAGAAGCUCGUGAAUACAUAUUUCUGCAGCGUUUUUGCGCAUUAGAAUUACUAUCAGCAGUUUGAAUGCACUUUGAAUAGGGUUGAAACCUAAGCGAGUAUUCAAACAGCAUUGUGUAGUUAAAUGUAACAAAUAGUAAUUAAUAGUGAUUAUAUUUAUGUGUGUCGCGCGGCUAGUUUGAAAUGUGCAGAUCAAUUUUUAAUGAAUAAAGGGGAAACAUAUUAUUUAUUUAACAUAA
Malaya genurostris is the source of this 5046-nucleotide messenger RNA. RefSeq lists its product as uncharacterized. The coding region runs from base 383 to 4321 and encodes 1312 amino acids. Gene Ontology annotation, biological process: intracellular transport. Gene Ontology annotation, cellular component: AP-1 adaptor complex; trans-Golgi network membrane. The record is from RefSeq and is a predicted model, not a curated record. Lineage: Eukaryota; Metazoa; Arthropoda; Insecta; Diptera; Culicidae. Gene Ontology annotation, molecular function: clathrin binding. The transcript has 5 exons.